AUGCCGGCUUCGGACGCGCCGCCCGCGCCCACCGCGCCACCCCCCGACCCGCCUGCCACCACCAACAAUCAGUCCCAGAAAACCCGUUCACUAGUGGUGUCCUUGACUCCGCCCCGGGAGCGCGAGACCUGGGCCAAGAAGGCGGAGUUCCUGCUGGCUGUGGUGGGGUUCGCGGUGGACCUCGGCAAUGUCUGGCGGUUUCCCUACAUCUGCUAUCAAAAUGGCGGCGGUGCGUUCCUCAUCCCUUACUGUGUGAUGCUGCUGUUCGGCGGGAUGCCGUUAUUCUUCAUGGAGUUGGCGCUGGGCCAAUACCAUCGCUGCGGCUGUCUCACGCUGUGGAAGAGGAUCUGUCCCGCGCUGAAGGGCGUCGGCUACGCAAUCUGCAUGAUCGACAUCUACAUGGGCAUGUACUACAACACGAUCAUCGGUUGGGCGGUGUACUACCUGGUGGCUUCCAUCUCCUCCAUCAACUCCGUGCUGCCCUGGACCAGCUGCAACAACGAGUGGAACACUCCGCUCUGCACACCAGUUACAUCUCCUCAGAUCAAUCCUAAUGCUUCCACACCUGCUAAGGAGUUCUUUGAACGCAACGUGUUGGAGCAACAUAAAUCUAAUGGGCUGGACUACAUGGGUCCUAUCAAGCCGUCGCUGGCAGUCUGUGUGUUCGGGGUCUUUGUUCUCGUCUACUUCUCCCUGUGGAAGGGAGUCAGGAGUGCUGGCAAGGUGGUAUGGGUGACUGCACUGGCUCCGUAUGCUGUGCUGCUGAUUCUGCUGGCGCGAGGAGUGACGCUACCGGGAGCUACGGAGGGCAUCCGAUAUUACCUCACCCCGGAGUGGCACAAGCUGCAGAACUCGAAGGUGUGGAUAGACGCAGCCUCUCAAAUCUUCUUCUCGCUGGGUCCCGGGUUCGGCACCCUACUGGCGCUGUCCAGCUACAAUAAGUUUAACAACAAUUGCUACCGGGAUGCUCUCAUCACGUCAUCUAUCAACUGCCUCACCAGUUUCCUCGCUGGCUUCGUCAUAUUUUCCGUUUUGGGGUAUAUGGCACACGUUCAAAAUAAGAGCAUCGAGGAGGUAGGUCUGGAAGGUCCGGGGCUGGUGUUCAUCGUGUACCCUGAAGCCAUCGCCACCAUGACCGGCUCCGUCUUCUGGGCCAUCAUAUUCUUCCUGAUGCUUAUCACACUUGGAUUGGAUAGCACCUUUGGAGGUCUGGAGGCUGUAACUACGGCUCUGUGUGACGAAUACCCUCGUGUGUUGGGCCGACACCGAGAAGCAUUCGUAGCUGUACUUCUGCUGUUCAUCUACAUCUGUGCCCUGCCAACUACCACCUAUGGAGGAGUGUAUCUGGUGGAUCUCCUGAACGUGUACGGUCCAGGACUAGCGAUUUUAUUCGUGGUGUUCGCGGAGGCAGCUGGCGUCUGCUGGGUGUACGGAGUGGACCGGUUCUCCGAGGACGUAAGGACAAUGUUGGGCCACACGCCUGGGUGGUUCUGGAGGGCUUGCUGGUCUUAUAUCAGCCCAGUGUUCUUGCUGGUGCUGUUCAUAGUCUCAGUGCUGGCCCACGAGGAGAUGCUGGGCGGGGAGUAUGCGUACCCUCCCUGGUCCAUCACCGUCGGCUGGGUAAUGACCGGCACCACUGUCUCCUGCAUCCCUCUCUACAUUCUAUACAAGUUUAUCAUCACGCCUGGCGGAUUCCUUCACCGCAUCAAAACCAUAAAGCGGCCCGAAGUGGUGUCGAUACCGCCAUCAGACCCCACUCUGUGCAGCCUGUGA
Messenger RNA from Spodoptera littoralis (African cotton leafworm), 1773 nucleotides. NCBI's taxonomy places the organism in Eukaryota, Metazoa, Arthropoda, Insecta, Lepidoptera, Noctuidae. The record is from the annotation of a GenBank genome assembly.